CACAUAGCUAUCCCUGAGUCUUUUCUUCUGAGAUUAAUUAGACUUUUGGGAGCCUAAUUGGGAUUGACUCCCAAAUCUAUAAUCUCCUUCCCACAUCAGCCAGUGCAGAGUACAAUAACAGAGACCAGCUCUUAAAACAGAUGUGGAUGGAGAAGCACAUGUGAGUGAUAAAUGGAGGCAAUGCCAAAUCAUAUUGGGUGGCUAAAGACAAACAGCCUGAUAAGAGAUGGGAAAGGAAGAUAUAAUCAAGGAUCUACUCCCUCAAAACAGCUCAAUAUCAAAUGUGCAGGCAAUGUCCAACCAAUCCUCAAGAGUGACUGAAUUCCUUCUCCAUGGCUUCUCUGAUAUUCAGGACUUGGAGACAUUCCAUUUCAUUAUUUUCCUAGUCAUUUAUUUGAUGGCCCUCGUUGAAAAUCUUCUCAUCAUAACACUCAUCAUAUACAGCCAUCACCUUCACAAACCCAUGUACUUCUUUUUGGCCAAUCUGGCAUUCCAAGACCUGGGUUCCGUAUCUGUUUCAGUCCCUAAAUCCAUGGCAAAUUCCCUGAUGAACACCAAGACCAUUUCUUACAAUGGAUGUAUCUGCCAAGUUUUCUUCCUUCUCUUUUUCACUACAUCUCAUUUUUUCCUGCUUGGCAUCAUGGCAUAUGACCGCUAUGUUGCCAUCUGCAAUCCACUGCGGUAUGAGACUGUGAUGAACAAGAAAGCAUGUAUCCAAAUGGCAAUCAGUGUAUGGCUUAUUGGGCUUCUCUAUUCUGCAAUAUACACUGGAAAUACCUUUACAAUAGAGUUCUGUUCCAAUGAUAUCAAUCAGUUCUUCUGUGAAAUCCCAGCGCUAUUUAAGAUUGCUUGCUCUGAUUCUUAUCUCAUUACAUUUUGGGUUAUUUGUGUCGGCCAGAAUGGAGGCUCUAUGAACGGAACAUAUCCGAACCUUGGGGAAGUCCAGCCAAUUAUUGGGCAGUUGGGCAGCGGAACAUAA
Rhineura floridana is the source of this 979-nucleotide messenger RNA. RefSeq names its product olfactory receptor 14A16-like. Gene Ontology annotation, cellular component: membrane. The coding region runs from base 227 to 979 and encodes 250 amino acids. NCBI's taxonomy places the organism in Eukaryota, Metazoa, Chordata, Lepidosauria, Squamata, Rhineuridae. The record is from RefSeq and is a predicted model, not a curated record. Gene Ontology annotation, biological process: G protein-coupled receptor signaling pathway. The transcript has 3 exons. Gene Ontology annotation, molecular function: olfactory receptor activity; G protein-coupled receptor activity.